Messenger RNA from Scatophagus argus, 4171 nucleotides. Its product is annotated as hexokinase-2-like. The transcript is spliced from 11 exons. NCBI's taxonomy places the organism in Eukaryota, Metazoa, Chordata, Actinopteri, Scatophagidae. The coding region runs from base 1330 to 2802 and encodes 490 amino acids. Gene Ontology annotation, molecular function: mannokinase activity; D-glucose binding; fructokinase activity. The record is from RefSeq and is a predicted model, not a curated record. Gene Ontology annotation, cellular component: mitochondrion; cytosol. Gene Ontology annotation, biological process: glycolytic process; glucose 6-phosphate metabolic process; intracellular glucose homeostasis.
GCCGUCGUUACAUUUUAGGUUCAAAUGGCCGACCUGAAGUUUGCAGUGCAUCGACGUGGAGAGUGCUGUGUUGUCACACUGUCACAAUGUGAAGUUACACCAACUCAACCAAAGUUUAUAGGAGAAAAAAAAUACAUAUAAUUAGAUUAGUCUGCUGGUUGUUUUCUACAAUAAUCAAUUGAUAGGUCUGAAAACACUGACAAAUGUGGUGAAGGUUACCCGGAGCCCAAAGUGACGAUAGUUUGUUGAUUCCUAAGGGAAAUUCCAGCAGUAUCCACAGACUUAAGACAAAACGGCAUGCAAUAAAUACUAAUAAAAGCACAGUAAACAAACAUUAAAAAGUAAAGUCUGGUACAAAGCAGAAUGUAUAAUAAUUUAAGGUGCAUGGUGAUCAGAUUCCAGUUCUGAACUGGAACCUGUGCCAAUGCUUGUUUUGUCCAACCAGCAGUUCAAACACAUUCAAAUUAUUCAAAUCAUUCAAAGGAGAAAACAGCACAUGUUGAGAAGCUGGAGAUGUGAUGAUGAUUUAAACGAUUUUCAGAGUAGGCGGUUUUAUUAUUUUUAUCAAUCGACUAAUUGGUUCGAUCAUUUCAGAUGUGCUUACGGUAUAUAAAAUUUGGGUAGUUUAUUUAUUUUAAUGUAAAAGUAUGUUUUAAGAGCUCUUUGUUUUGUAUGUACAAAUCGUAAUCCGUACAGUAACUUGUUGUUUAAAAAGUGGCAUAAAAAGAAGAUUAAAGUAAAGCCUAAAAUUACCUCAAAAUUCUACACUGGUUAAGUAAUUGUACUUUGCAGUUACAUUCCAGCUCUGUGAGAUGCUGCAGGGUUUGUUUGUUUGUUUGUUUUUGUUUUUUUUUUCCUUAGAAAGUCGGUAACUCAAAGUUGUAAAAGAUGUUUGAACCAGUGUUGAACCAGUGAUAAUUACUUUGGGGUGAACUGAAGUCUGAUUGCGCUCGUGUUGCGCCUUUACGCACGGAGAAACACCUGCCGGAGCGAACGAAGCGAGCUGUCCUCCAGCCUUCCUUGGACUUCGUCGUGACCCCAACACGGUGUCCUCCCGUCUGUGGUGGUUGGUGUCGGUUUGUCCAUCUGUUUCCAUUCGUGUCGACGUGCGUAAGGAUGAAAAGGCGCGCCCGCAGUCCUGCUCGUGUGUGUCAGCUCAGAAAAGACGCAGCGCGUCUCCCCGUGUUGCGACAUUAUUCCUUCGUCAGAUGCAGGGGGUGUAAACACUCUCCCAAACUGACUCUCACACACUUUGUUCUUCAUUAAGGAAGUUGUCUCCUGUCAGUGUGAGCGGCGCAGCGCAGGACGCGAAGGUGAGCAGUGAGCAAAAUGAGCGGAAACAACUCAACCCUGCACCUGGACGGCAUCCCUCCGGACACGCUCAGUAAGGUGCAGGUCUACCUGAAGCCUUUCCGUCUGUCUCUGGAGAAGCUGAAGGAGGUUUCUGCUCGACUGAAGAAGGAUCUGAUUCGAGGUCUGGGCAAACACUCUCAUCACAAGGCGCCCGUCAAGAUGCUGCCCACAUUCGUCAGGGCCACGCCGGACGGGACGGAGAAAGGUGACUUCCUGGCGUUGGAUCUCGGAGGAACAAACUUCCGAGUGCUUCACGUCCGGGUGGUGGAGGAGGAGCAGAUGGUGCUGAAGAUGGACAGUCAGAUCUGUGCCAUCCCACAGGAAAUGAUGCUGGGACCCGGAGAGCAGCUGUUCGACCACAUCGCGGCCUGUCUCUAUGACUUCCUCAUCUCUCAGAAUCUGAAGGGACAAACUCUUCCUCUGGGCUUCACCUUCUCUUUCCCCUGUGAACAGAAAGAAAUCGACAAGAGCAUCCUGAUCCGCUGGACCAAAGGCUUCAGAUGCUCCGGAGUGGAAGGAAAAGACGUGGUGAAGUUACUGAAAGAGGCCAUUCAGAGGAGAGGGGACUACGAUAUAGGCUCAGUUGCCAUGGUGAACGACACGGUGGGCACGAUGAUGAGCUGCGGCUACAGGGACCAGAGCUGUGAGAUCGGCAUGAUCAUCGGUACGGGAACCAACGCCUGCUACAUGGAGGAGAUGAAGAACGUGAAGCGCGUGGAGGGCGAGGACGGGCGGAUGUGCAUCAACACGGAGUGGGGCGGCUUCGGGGACGACGGCUCCCUGAAGGACAUCCUGACCGAGUUUGACGUGAUGGUGGACAAGAUGUCCAUCAACCCCGGUGUGCACACCUUUGAGAAGAUGAUCAGCGGCAUGUAUCUGGGAGAAAUCGUCCGGCUGCUGCUGGUGAGGCUGACGGAGGACAAGCUGCUGUUUAAGGGACAGGCCUCGGAGGCGCUGCUGACUCCGGGAAAAUUUGAGACAAAGUUCAUCUCUGAGAUUGAGCAGCAGGACAAAGGUCUGGAAAACACUCAGAGUAUUCUGACUAAGUUGGGUUUGAAGUGGGACUUGGUCGACUCCUGCGUGGUGCGUCUCGUGUGUGACACCAUCUCCUCACGCGCCGCCUGUCUCUGCGCCGCCGCCCUGGCGACCCUCGCCAACCGCAUCCGAGUCAACCGUGGGUUGGACCGUCUGAAGACCACUGUGGGGGUGGACGGGACGGUCUACAGAAAACAUCCCAAUUUCAGCGAGGAGCUCCAGGCGACGGUGCGCCUCCUCGCCCCCAAGUGUGACAUCACUUUCCUCGUCUCAGAGGAUGGCAGCGGGAAGGGUGCUGCCAUGGUAACGGCUGUGGCGCAGCGGCUGGCUCUCCAGUCCCGACUGUUAGAGGACAGCGAGGGUGACGAGGAAGAGGAGGAGGAGGAGGAGGAGGAGGAGGAUGAAGAUAAAUAAGAGCAGAGGAGAUGCAGAGUUUUCAUUUUUAUGCUAAGUUUCGCUCAUGCACACAACUCCUGUUUCCUUUUCCUUUUCCUGUUACAAACUUGUUUUUGGUGUUACACGUAGUUUCCUGUGGAGUUUCUGACCUCUCUUGGCACGAUGGAUCUGUUGUCUUUGAGUGGGUCCACGUUUUGUUUGUGCGCCUGUGAGUGACAUGAAUUAAUGAAUGACUUCAUGUGCCUGUUUCCCGAAUGGCGUAAAUGACUCAAAGUGAAUUAUGGGAUUCACUAGCAAAUUAUCUUAAAUGAAAUAUUGUGUUUUAAUGAGAAGUAUGUCAGCUGUUUCAAGUCUGGCUGCAGUCUACUGGACAUUUUUAAACUGAGAAAACAAAUCACAGUUUAUAUUGUGGAUCGUGACUGCGACUGGAUAGAUUGUGUUUUUGUUUCUUGCCCGACUAAAUGCAGGAUUUUAUGUGUGAGCCGUACUCACUGUGAACAUAACUGUUGUUACUUUACGAGGGUGUCAGUAUGAUGACGCUGCAUUAAUCUUUAACAGUGUACAUGCAAAGAUUUGUGGCAGGGGUUCCUUUUGUGUUGUGUUUAAACCCCUCACAGCUAGAUGGCAGUGUUGUAAUCUGUCCUCAGCCAAUGUCAACUGAAACAGAAGGAAGAAUUACAAAGCACACAGGCCUACGAGACAAUAUAUUGCCUUGCAGUACUGCAGUACACUGAAUUGUAACCCCUGUAUUGUGAUACGCAUUGUACUGCCAGGCUCUUGCCAAUAGACCAUGUCUGUUGUUUCCCAGGACAUCCACACACCAAAGAAAAAGACAAUCCACAGUGCGAGGUCCACAGGUGAUCUCAGGGGGAUGAAGUGCAGUCGCUUCAUUAACAAAUAAUAAAUUUUCUUAAAUAACUUAAGUUAUCAUUGAGGGUGAACAGUGUUGGGGUUAUUGUUUACAAGACGAGUUCAGAUUUUUAAAAGUUCUAAUCACCUCUUGUUCCCUUUUAAAGUGUAUGAUGGACCUGUCAAAUUGCUCAGCAAACUCGUUGUUUGAUGUCAGAGUGUGGACAUAUUGUUACGCAAAAAGCAGCUUUUGACCAGUCAUCUUCUACUUCUGCUAUUCUUUUUGGCCGUGUUGUCGCUGGUCCAUCAGUGUGUCACCUCAACACUUUGGUUCACAGGGAAAUAUUUUGCUGGCGUUAGCAUUUCCAACAUGCUAAAUGUUAGCAUGUUUGUAAUAUCCAACAGGGCACAACCUUUGAAUGGCAGGACGUGAAGGUGGUACUCGUCCAAUUCCUAUUUGUUCACAUGCUGCAUGUAAAAUGUGUUGCUGGAUAUUUAUUUGUUAGGGCAGUUGGAAUGAAUAAACACUGGAAACACA